Messenger RNA from Mesorhabditis belari, 1053 nucleotides. Lineage: Eukaryota; Metazoa; Nematoda; Chromadorea; Rhabditida; Rhabditidae. The record is from the annotation of a GenBank genome assembly.
AUGUUCAACGUUCAAACUCUCGCCGGCUCAUCGGCAACAACAUCGACACCGGCGACUUUCAAUCCAACACCCGGCAUCGAUCAAAAGGAAACAAAACCUGAUCUUUUCAAAUGGGAAGUGCCAACCAUUACCACAUCGGCAACUGCAGCCACACUUGAUCCACUUGGUGCAACUUCGCAGUCACUCGUCUCGCACACUCUAGCCGCUCAGAAUGGAGGCUCGUGGACCGAUCAUUUACCCUUAUUGGCAGUUUCAGGCUACCCGUCAGCCACGCAUUUUUCCCUCGAUGGACCCGCGAGUACCGCCUAUAUGGCCUACGAUCCGGCAUAUUUCCAAGCCGGCGCAUUGCCUUCAUCCUCGCAAAUGUACUCCCUUCCGCCGGCUGAUCCAUUCACUCAACCAUCAACACUAACCACUUCCACGCAAAAUGCUGAUGAGAAGCGAACGGUGGAAACGGGUGGAAGCGAAGUGAAGAUCGGGAUCAAACAAAUCGAGUGCGAUAACGAGAUCGCUGAAGAGAUUGAGGAAGAUGAUCCGAGUGGAGAUGGUAAAAAACGGAAACGAAAACGCCGUGUCCUCUUCACAAAAGCUCAAACAUUUGAGUUGGAGCGACGCUUUCGAAUACAAAGGUACCUAAACUCGGCAGAACGAGAAGAGUUGGCAAUGCAGAUCGGAUUGACACCAAAUCAAAUCAAAAUCUGGUUCCAGAAUCACCGCUACCGAUUGAAGACGGAUAUCUCUUUCAGCUACAAGACAAAGAAAACGAUGUCGGAAAAAGGGUUGAAUACAUCAUUGUUGAGGCCAUCAAUGUCAAAUACGGCUGCAGCAGCGGCUUUUUCAGCUGGUCGAAUGCCUAUUCAGUCCUUACAAAUGCUGGUGAAAGAGGGAAAACCCUAUGCGCAAGAUCUUACUGGAAGUUAUCAAGCGGCCGCGGCAUUGACAUUCUCCGGCGGUUCGUACCUUCCCCAAGCCUCAUAUCUUCCCCCACCCGGCACCUAUCUCCCAUCACCGGGCAAUGCCAGUGGAUACAUGCAUCAAGGAUGGGGAUGGGGA